GUGUGGUUAAUGCUUAGUCGUGCGAUCUUUCGCUUGUCGCACUACUAUCAGCUUAAAACGAAGCUCUGUGCCUGGGAGAAGGACAUUCAGUGGCUUCAUCGUGCUUGGAAAAGCUCUACCCAAGUCGAGCUCUUUUCGCUAGAAUCAAGUGGAAACUACAAACAAUGUGCGGUACAAGUAAGGGCAAAAUACCGGAAGGCCUGCUUUCAGACAGAAUACGUACUGCAGACGGAGGCAAGAUCGAUCAAGUUUGAAAAUGUGGCUGGUUUUGUAGCUCGCGAUUGGUGGUUGAACGACUCGGUGAUUCUGAUGUGCCUUCAGGCAUUGUGUGACGCCCGCAGCGGCGUCAAGCUGAUGAAUAUGCUGGUAAAUAUGGUUGCAUGGCCCGAUACACCUCGCGACAAUGCACAGCAAGUUGAAGACAUCACCAAAAUGAAGUAUGUUGUUCUACCACUCAACACUUCAAACCUCCACUGGAUGUUGGUCGUCGCGCAGAUCAAGUACGACUCGGCAAUCACAGUGUAUUUCUACGACCCUCCCGGUGGGCGUGAUACCCUUCUGGAGCACGAAUGGGAAGAGGGCUUGCUUCCCUUUUUGACGCAGUGGCAUGAUGACUACAAUUUGCAGAUCGCUCGUUGGAAAACUGAAACCCGCCAGUCACAUGAACCUAUCCGCUGA
Molecule: messenger RNA, 678 nt
Organism: Phytophthora sojae
Lineage: Eukaryota; Oomycota; Peronosporomycetes; Peronosporales; Peronosporaceae
Exons: 2
Biological process (GO): proteolysis
Molecular function (GO): cysteine-type peptidase activity
Source: RefSeq, a predicted model, not a curated record